This is a messenger RNA of Ctenopharyngodon idella (grass carp), 4861 nucleotides long. It is a transcript of the gene ip6k1, whose product is annotated as inositol hexakisphosphate kinase 1. The record is from RefSeq and is a predicted model, not a curated record. Lineage: Eukaryota; Metazoa; Chordata; Actinopteri; Cypriniformes; Xenocyprididae. Gene Ontology annotation, molecular function: inositol hexakisphosphate kinase activity. Gene Ontology annotation, biological process: phosphatidylinositol phosphate biosynthetic process; inositol phosphate biosynthetic process. Bases 1164 to 2465 code for a protein of 433 amino acids. Gene Ontology annotation, cellular component: nucleus; cytoplasm. The transcript has 7 exons.
AGUCUGACUGACUGUCAGUUUGUUAUGCUAUUUCAGUAUCUCAGGCGCCUGCACAUACUCAGUGCGUGUUUUUGUUUAGCUAGAAAAAGGCUUUAAAUGCGAAUUAACGCACUAGCUUGUCGGAUAUAUUAAUUAGUUAGUGUUUAUAAUACAAUAUUGCACCUUUAUUUGAUGAGGUUUAUUAUAAUAGUAUAGAAAAAAGAGAGGCCAGGUUAAAUGAGAGUCCCUUAAAUAUCAUUAUAUUAUCUGUAAGUGACAAAUAAAGCAGGGUUUGAUAAAGUUAAAGAUAAAGAGGCAAAUCGAUAUUUUUAUGAUUAUAUUUGCUAGACUAAAUACUUUUAAUUUCUCAGGAUUAGCCAUCAGAGCUACAUGGACGAGAUGAGAUCGUGCACCGCUAUAUAUAUCUGUCAAUUUAUUCAGCAUUUAAAUUUAACUAAAUAAGCCAGUUAAUGUGUUCUCAGCUCCUUAAUUCAAUUAUAAUUUUUUAAAUCUGGUGAUAAUUUUUAACAGGUUUGUGAGUUGUGUUUAUAUGGGUUAGCAUCAGCUUUAGCAUCCACACACUAGACGAGUAAAAAGGGUUUAGAAGAUAAAAUAUUAAAACUGUACUUGAAAUCUUAACAUUAUUAUCAGGCGUUUAUUUACUGUUUUGAAAUACAGAGUGUCAGUGGACAGUGUAGUUAAAUCAUAUUAAAUCGGUUUAGUUGAACACAUCUAAAGAUAUUAGCCGGCGUGCUAACACGAAGGACAUCAGGAGGAUUUUAUACCAAAAUAUUUAACUAUUUAUUUAAUCGUGUAUUAAUAAGGAAAUAUAUCAAAUCGUCGUGAAAGAAGGAAGAGGUAUAAACAAGAGGGCUUUCCUUGAGGAGGAAUUGACAUCAGCACAAGUAAAUACAAUAGAACAAACCUAUUGGAAUUCGAUGGUAACAUGGAUAUGAAGUCAUUGGCAGGCAGUCAAUGACACAAGCUGUUACACUGGCUAAAAUAGCUGAUUUCCCUGGAUUUGGAUCUAGAUAAUAAGGCAGCAUCAAGAAUUCUGGGUCAGCGGGCUGGCUCCUCCCCCUCCCGGCGGCAGCGUGCGCUCUCAGCCGCCCCCUUGCACCCCCCGCUCGCCAGGCCUACGCGCCCAAGCCCAUGCUCCCGGCUCCACGCGGCCCUCCAACGCCAUGUGUGUCCCGCACACUAUGGAGGUGGGCAAGCACAGUGCCAGCCAGGGGCAGGGCAGCCGCGGCGGGGUUCCCCUGGAGCCGUUCGUUCACCAGGUGGGCGGCCACACCAGCAUGAUGCGUUAUGAUGACCACACUGUCUGCAAACCACUUAUCACCCGUGAGCAGCGAUUUUACGAGUCCCUGCCACCAGAGAUGAAGGAAUUCACUCCUGAAUACAAAGGUGUGGUGCUGGUGUGUUUUGAGGGUGACUCUGAUGGCUACAUCAAUCUGGUUGCAUAUCCAUAUGAAGAGAGCGAGGGGCUGGACCAUGAAGAGCUGUCCGAAAGAGAUCAGCCUCGCCGAAAACACUCUCGCCGUAGCCUCCAUCGCUCCAGCAGCGAGCACAAAGAGGACAGGCCGGCUCUCGACAGCGAUGGCAACGACAAUCUGCAGGAGUUGAAGAGUCCUCUUCUGGAUCUCCAGAUUCAUUCAGAUGUGCCCUUCCAGAUGCUGGACAGCAACAGCGGCCUGAGCUCAGAGAAGAUCAGCCACAACCCCUGGAGUCUCCGCUGCCAUAAACAACAGCUGAGCCGCAUGCGCUCCGAGUCCAAAGACAGGAAGCUCUACAAAUUUCUGCUGCUGGAAAAUGUGGUCCAUCAUUUCAACUACCCCUGCAUCCUGGACUUGAAGAUGGGCACCCGGCAACACGGCGAUGAUGCAUCAGAGGAAAAGGCCGCCCGCCAGAUGAAGAAAUGCGAGCAAAGCACAUCUGCCACGUUAGGAGUGCGUGUGUGCGGCAUGCAGGUGUACCAGAUGGACACAGGUCAUUAUCUAUGCAGGAACAAGUACUAUGGCCGUAGUCUUUCCAUUGAGGGAUUUCGGCAUGCACUCUUUCAGUUCAUGCACAAUGGCAUGCAACUGCGCAAAGACCUUUUUGAGCCUAUCCUGAGCAAACUGUGCAGCCUGAAGGCUGUCCUGGAACGCCAGGCCUCAUACCGUUUCUACUCCAGCUCGCUGCUCAUCAUAUAUGAGGGCAAGGAUCCAGAGUCUGUAGACGGGUGGCAGAAACCCUCAGAACUGCCGCCUGAAAAGGAAAAUCAGGCCACACUGCUUGGUUCUCUGGAGAAGCCACCGGCCUCUGAGCCCCAUACACCUCCUCAGGUGCUGAGUGUGGAUGUGCGCAUGAUAGACUUCGCCCACAGCACCUUCAAAGGUUUCCGGGAUGACCAAACCGUCCACGACGGACCUGACCGCGGCUACGUAUUUGGACUAGAGAGCCUCAUUAACAUUUUGCAGCAAAUCCGUGAGGAGAACCAGUAGCCAAACCCUUUGUUCCUUCAGUUGCAGUCCAACGUAAAAAGCUCCUCCGUCCAGACUGUUGACAUUUUCAUAGAAAAACAAAGAUGUUUAUAAAGAUUGCACAUUAACGCAAACCUAAAGGUGUGUUUUCUGUUUCUCACUUAGUAUUUGAACCAUGAAGGAUUCAUAUACAUAUGAAAUGGAGGAAGGUUCUUGACUCUCCUGUCAUGAAAGAAAUUGCUACUAGUCUGCCUCCCCUCAUCAGAUGUUUCAGUUUGUUUGUCACAUGGAUUCAUCACCACCAUGUGGCCAACUGAAGUACUGCAGUCAUGAAUCAUGAGCUCAGGGCACGUCCGCUGUCAGGGUCUCUCUUAAAGUGUGGGAUUGCCAUAGAGAGAGCAAGUGUGUCUGUGUCUGUGUGUGUCAGUGUGAGUGAAUCGCAAGAAGAAAUGCACAGGUCAUAUUUUACCCCAAAUCACAAGAAAUAAAUCUUAAUAUAUUGCCUAAAUAAAGCCUGUUUUUAGGACCUUUAAGAUUUUUGUGCCAUUAUUAUUUUCAUGUUAAUUUAAGCAUGAAAGCAUUUCUCCCCAAAUCUUAUUAUAAUGCAAACAACAACAAAACAUUCUAUCAAGAAACACUGAUUGUUUUUUUCUUGUGUUUUUUUGGGGGGUGGGGGUGAAAUAUGAGCUGUUGUUCUCAGCAUUUCUCCAGGAGUUUUAAAAGGAGCAGUUUAGCUCAGUCAUUGAUUAAAGCUUUAUGGUAGGAGUUGGAGGUGUUCAAAGGGAGGUUUUAAACCACUCAUCAGACGAUAAGAUGAUGAAUCUGGCCUUAUGGCAAUAGUUGAAUUAAGCUUAGCUAUGCGCGCCUAUUUAAUCGGUCAGGUGAUUUGGGGGGGCUUUUUUGGUAGCUUAACUCUGUACAUUUAGAGCAAUCAUUAAAUUUUACAGAUUUUACAUAUUUGUUGGGAUAGUAUAUUUGUAGGCUUGAAUUUAGAUUACCCUUGUGUUACAAAGUCUUUCCCUGUCAGUAAUGAGGUUAUCAUUACAGAAGAAAACCUCACUGCAAAAAAAUAAUUUUCUUAAUCUGUCAGAAUAUUUAAAUAUCCUUAAAACCUUGAAAAGCAAAAUUGUGUAAGGUAUUAAAACUUGUUUACAGAAAAAAAAAUCUCAAGUUAAUUUUUCUUACCCUAUUGGCAAAUCUUGAAAAAAAAAAAAAAAAAAAAACUUUAUAUAUAAAACUUUAAUAUUUGAAACCAUUUUUGAUUCGUCCUACAGUUGUUUUAGGCAUAUUUAGAUAUUUUUGCUGAAAAACAAAUGAGAUAAAAUGACUGAUUAAGAAACUUAUCUUUGCUUUUAGUUAGUGCUCACUAACAUCUGCACUGUAAAUUAUUAUAAACACCAUUACAAGAGCAUGACUUUUUGUUUCGUUUUGUUUUGGAAUAAUUUUGAAGGGUUGUCUUUUAAUUACACCGAUACACAGUGACAAUUUGCCCACCAUCAGCAAAUGUAGCAAGAUUUGUCCCUAGGUUCGUUCUCGUCAAGUCAGUUGAGUGGAGAAUGACACGUUCAGCAUGUUCUCUGUCUAGGUGAAUCAUUUAUUGCACUAUAGUGUCAUCCUUUUGCUGAAACAUGGACACUUUUCUGCAUUCUCUGGGAAACAGACAUCACAUCCACCUGUAGUAGCAGUUGAGCAAAUAUACUUGUAAUAACUUUGUUCGUUCGUCUUGUCCUACAUUUAUUGACUUUGGUCACAUGUGGUGUAUAAAUCAUAAAUCAACAUUACAAACCAUGGCAUCUAUGCGGAGUUGUGCCGUAGGGAUGUGUCUGUAUUUAGACGUGUGAUUUUGGUCAAUAGCCAUAACUGGGACACCCAGGAGUGUAUUGCGUACAUUGUUUAACAGUCAUCACAGCACAAUCAGAUAAUUUCCGUAACAGUUGAAGGGAAAUGUUUGAAGAACAAAUGCCACAUGCGUGAUGUGUUCUCUCACAAUAAAUGAGCGAUGUACUAAAGUUACAGUUAGAAUACAUCAUUACUAACAUGUUGGCGUCAGUGUGUAGCUGGUUUGUGUAUCUAAACCUUUCAUUUGUGCCGAACCAUGAGAGAGGAACCCAGAUUCAUAGAUUUGGCAUAAAAAGAAAGAAAAUUAUUACCCCUCAUCCUGAAAACAGUCCUUUUCUCUUUAUUGUUGUUGCAUGGAUGGGUAUUUUUUUAAGAAAAAAUAAUAUGACAACUUUGAAUGUGAGAUAUAAAUUGUUUAUUUAAGAAAAGUUGUCUUGUCUCUUUAAUAUUUUGUUGCUGUUUUGACUUGACCAAAUAAAACAGAAAGAACAUUUAAACCGUAACUUUGAAUACAAAAUAAGAGUUUAAAUAGCAGGAAUUCUGUGUGCAGUCCAAAAUAAAUAUUAAAUAAUAAUUUA